AAACUCUGAACUAGUGCAGCCAGUUGAGCUGAAAAGAACAGACCCGUAGUCGCCUCGUUAUCGUCCCGAGGUGGUUCCGGGCUUCGUAUGUUUAUAGAUAUUUAUAAAAUUUUAUAAUCUUUUUGUGCACAGAAUUGAUAUAUCGCGAGACACGAACAAGUUGGAGCCAGUGCGAUUCGACGUCGAGCUGGCUAGCGUCAGAUUUUGCCUGGUUAAUUUCAUCUUUCUUAACCUAAAAUUAACCUAAAAUAAUCGAGAGAUGGCCGACGAGAAGUCCGUGAUGCAGGAAUUUAAGUUGGAUCCGGAUUGCGAAUUGAGGUUCGAGGUGGAGAGCAAGAAUGAAAAGGUCACGCUGGAGUUGAAGAACGGCCUGGCGGAAGUUUUUGGCACGGAAUUGGUGAAGGGGAAAAAGUAUGAGUUCACCGCUGGCGCCAAAGUCGCGGUUUACACCUGGCAAGGUUGUACCGUUGAAUUAGUUGGCAAGACGGACGUCAGCUACGUGGCGAAGGAAACGCCUAUGGGCCUGUACUUGAAUUGCCACGCGGCGAUGGAGCAGAUGAGAGAGACCGCGGAGAAGGACGACACCAGAGGUCCAAUAACAAUGGUCGUGGGUCCUUGCGACGUCGGCAAGUCUACGCUUUGUAGAAUACUGUUGAACUACGCCGUUAGAAUGGGCAGGAGACCGAUCUUCGUCGACCUCGACGUUGGUCAGGGACACAUAGCGAUUCCCGGCACCGUCGGUGCUUUACUGGUGGAACGACCGUCCAACAUAGUGGAAGGUUUCAGCCAGCAGGCUCCAUUGGUCUUCCAUUUCGGGCACAAAACGCCACAAGUUAACGUAACAUUGUACAAUUUACUUGUCACGCGUUUAGCGGAGGUUUGCGCAGACAGACUGCAAGCCAAUAAGAAGGCUAAAGCGUCUGGAAUUGUCAUUAACACAUGCGGCUGGGUCAAAGGGGACGGCUACAAGUUACUCACGCAUGCCGCCCAGGCGUUUGAGGUCGACGCGAUUCUCGUGUUGGACCAGGAGAGGCUGUACAAUGAAUUGGUGAGAGAUAUGCCGGAUUUCGUAAAGGUGGUCUUUCUGCCGAAGAGCGGCGGCGUCGUGGAGAGGAGCCAGGCACAGAGAACCGAAGCGCGAGAUCAGGGCGUUAGGGAAUAUUUCUACGGUUCUCGGACUCCGCUGUAUCCACAUAGCUUCGAGGUCAAGUGGAGCGAGGCGAGAUUAUACAAGAUUGGGGCGCCCGUCUUACCGGCGUCUUGUAUGCCGCUGGGCAUGAAAGCGGAGGAUAACCUGACAAAAUUGGUGGCCGUUGCGCCAGGACCCAGUUUGCUGCAUCACCUACUGUCGGUUUCCUUUGCAGACUCUCCCGAGGACGACGUCGUGCAGACUAAUGUAGCCGGAUUCGUCUGCGUGACCAACGUGGACGUCGAGAGACAGACGUUCACGGUACUUAGCCCGCAACCUAGACCGUUACCGAAUACAGUGCUAUUAUUGUCGGAUAUACAAUUUAUGGAUAGCCAUUAAAUGUAGACUUUUUUUAUUGUUAGAUUAGGCCCUGUAAAUAUUGUAAGAGUAAACAGCGAGGUAAUAUCUUUUCUAUCGAAAUUUAUAUAUUUAUACCCGGCGCUCACAUGGUACAAGUUUUGAUAGACCCUAACAUGCGAGUAUAAAUCAUGUGACAUUUUAUAAAUGGAAGAUUUGUAUUAUUUAAAUAUCUGUAUCUGUGUUAUACUCGAGCGAUAACUAACAAAUACAGAAUCAAAGAAAUUA
This is a messenger RNA of Vollenhovia emeryi, 1774 nucleotides long. It is a transcript of the gene cbc, whose product is annotated as protein CLP1 homolog. The transcript has 3 exons. Gene Ontology annotation, molecular function: polynucleotide 5'-hydroxyl-kinase activity. The coding region runs from base 260 to 1528 and encodes 422 amino acids. Gene Ontology annotation, cellular component: mRNA cleavage factor complex; nucleus. Lineage: Eukaryota; Metazoa; Arthropoda; Insecta; Hymenoptera; Formicidae. The record is from RefSeq and is a predicted model, not a curated record. Gene Ontology annotation, biological process: tRNA splicing, via endonucleolytic cleavage and ligation.